Chlorocebus sabaeus (green monkey) is the source of this 1494-nucleotide messenger RNA. RefSeq names its product olfactory receptor 4C3D-like. The record is from RefSeq and is a predicted model, not a curated record. Gene Ontology annotation, biological process: G protein-coupled receptor signaling pathway. Gene Ontology annotation, cellular component: membrane. Gene Ontology annotation, molecular function: olfactory receptor activity; G protein-coupled receptor activity. NCBI's taxonomy places the organism in Eukaryota, Metazoa, Chordata, Mammalia, Primates, Cercopithecidae.
CAUGGGACACUGGAACAACUUAGCAAAGUCACAUGGAGUUGGAACAAGAGGAAGAAUCCAGAUCUCAUGUAUGUAGUCAAGUAUGUUCUCAGCAAAUUACACGGGAACUGUUGCCUUAUAAAUGUUUUGCAGGUGAUAAUACUAGGGAUCUGAAGAGACUGAAAGCAUUAUGGAGGAAGUGAAAAUGAAUAAUUUAAAUAAUUAGUGGGGUGAGGGAAGCCAAAGACAUGCUCCACUACCCUAUCUAACUACCCUAUCUCUAUACUGUGAAAUUCAGACUGUAAUCCUUUAAUGAUUAAUAGAUAAUCUUUCUUUAUCUCGUGUAGGUAAUUCAGACCCCUGGAAACUAUUACUCUCUGAAUGGAUGACCUCAAGCCUCCCAACAACGUGACUGAAUUCACUCUCUUGGGGCUCACACAGAAUCCACACUUGCAGAAAAUACUCUUUAUUGUCUUUUUAUUUAUUUUCCUAUUUACUGUGCUCGCCAACCUGUUCAUUGUCAUCACCAUCUCCUCCAGCCCCACACUUUCAUCACCCAUGUACUUCUUUCUCACUUACUUAUCCUUUAUAGAUGCCUCCUACACCUCUGUCACCACCCCCAAAAUGAUCACCGACCUGCUCUACCAGAGAACAACUAUUUCCUUGGCUGGCUGCCUGACUCAGCUCUUUGUGGAGCACUUGCUGGGAGGCUCAGAGAUCAUCCUCCUUAUUGUCAUGGCCUAUGACCGCUAUGUGGCCAUCUGCAAGCCCCUGCACUACACAACCAUUAUGCGACAAGGGACCUGCCACCUUCUGGUGGUGAUAGCCUGGAUUGGAGGCAUCCUGCAUGCCACUAUGCAGAUUCUUUUCAUGACUAACUUGCCCUUCUGUGGUCCCAAUGUCAUUGACCACUUUAUGUGUGACCUCUUCCCAUUGUUGAAACUUGCCUGCAGAGACACCUACAGACUUGGGAUGAUGGUGGCAGCCAACAGUGGAACCAUGUGCUUGCUCAUCUUUUCCAUGCUCCUCAUCUCCUACAUAGUUAUCCUGAGCUCCCUGAAAUCCCAUAGCUCUGAAGGACGGCGCAAAGCCCUCUCCACCUGUGGUUCCCACUUUACUGUCGUUGUACUCUUUUUUGUGCCUUGCAUAUUCACCUACAUGCGUCCUGUGGUCACCUACUCUGUGGACAAGUUGGUGACUGUAUUCUUUGCAAUCCUCACUCCCAUGUUAAAUCCUGUAAUUUACACCGUGAGAAACGCAGAGGUAAAAAAUGCCAUGAGGAGCUUGUUGAAGAGAGUAACUUAAUCUGUGCAUAAUGGCAAGAAGGUGAUGAUAUGUAUAAAUAGGGAGGAUUAUAUCUGUGGUAAAUUGUGCGAGACUAUUCACAAAUUUACAGAUCAUUGACAAAAACAAAACAAAGAAGCAAACAAUUUAAAAAGAACCCCAGAAACUAACAUUUAUUGAGCACUUAAUAUUGGCUAGGUCUUUUUGCUAGCUAUCUUGAUAGCCUUUAAC